UCCAAUGUUUCGUGUACCUCAAAUGAGGCCCAUGAGACGCUCUCGUGGAAUAGUGCUCACGAAGGUGACGUUAAUUCAGCCCUUCGAAACCCCCCCUCUGACACCAGGGAGUGAGGACUUUGAUCGUUGUGGGCUAUUGUGCGUCGUGGAGGCCACUUGGCUCAAUAGGUCUGUAGCUUUACUCGGAUUCGAUGCAGCUGCCUUCAUUUUCCAGAUCCUGAGCGCGACUUGUUCCGCCCAUGGCCAGAAUGUGGAAUUGUGUUCGCACAAUUUUCUUGCCCGUCACGCAACGAUCUGGCCAGCAAAUACACCACGGUUUUGGUCCGCAUAUUGGUCGGGAACUACUUUUCUUGAGUACCACAUGCAAUCCUUCAUAACUGGGUUCGAGAAUCCUCACCCAGGAGACAACCUUAAAAAUAAUCCUUUUGGAAUAAGGUGUGAAAGAGAGGAUGCCUCUCUAUCGCUCUUAGGGAAAAAGCUGUUCUCGGUGACAGAACGACGGUAUUCCCAUAGCGUAACAAUAAGCCCGUACGGCUCGCAUUAUGGGAAUUUCGCCAUUGUCACCCUCGUCGAUUCCGAUCCCGAGCGCGUCGAUAGCUUGAAAUACGCAGAAAAAAAAGGCGUUUAUGACGUUGAGCAUUGUCCUCGUCUAAGUGGCCUGGUUGUGUUUCAGCAUCAAUUAUGUACUUCGAUGGAUUCGUGGGAAGACGACUGGACAAGAAUGCUCCUUCAGAUUGACGCCGUGCUGACUGUCAAGGUCAACGAUAUUCUCGAUCCAGAUUCGCGAGAGAGGCACAUGUACGACGACGAAAAGCUCCAACAGUCUGCGUUGUAUUUCAGUCUACUGCAGCUACUUCGCAUUUUCUCGGAAUCGAUCGAACGGAACGUAUCUGACCUUGAGAAUCUAGUAGGGAAAUCACAGACAAAUCUUAAAGAGCGCGCUGUAUGGUAUUACCAGCGCUCGGACGAGAUCAACCGCGAGAUAGCAACCAUCACCCAGAACUGGGAUGUCGUCCUAUAUCGUCAUAAAAAGGCCGCAGACGCACUUCUAGCGCGCAUAUUGCGGAAGACCGAUGAUAUCAAAAGUCUCCAAGACGGGGUAAGUUGGCUAUCAGACUCGAGGCCCAAAGUGGUGGCAAGUUCGCAAGACCUAACGCGAAACCAGUUAUUCAGCGCACUAUCGGUCAAGGAAGCUAUAAAGAGCACCGAUAUCAACCACUAUCUUCUCAUCUUCACCGUCGUCACAAUCCUCUACCUCCCUCCGGCCUUCGUCGCGACGUUUUACGGCAUGCACCUCUUCGAUACCGGGGACGAAAUAGGCUCCACGCAGCGCCAGUUCUGGACCGUCUUCGCCUCCGUCUCAGGCGUGACGUACCUGAUCGCCGUCGUGGCCCUCUUGGGCGUCGACCAGAGGCGCAAGUUGCGCGGGUGGAUUACAAACUGGUAUCGUGGCCCCACGGCCUCGCAAGACAGUGAUGAUGCGGGAAUAAAGAGAAAAUCGAACGCAUCUCCUCGAGGCCACGCCCCGCAUGAGGGCUCUUUCUCUUCCAUGUUUUGUAGACAGACGGGGGCGGAUGAGGAUGUCGAGGCAGCCAAGGGGCCGGACAAGGGCAAGGAGAAAAAGACUACCUAG
Messenger RNA from Periconia digitata, 1633 nucleotides. The record is from the annotation of a GenBank genome assembly. NCBI's taxonomy places the organism in Eukaryota, Fungi, Ascomycota, Dothideomycetes, Pleosporales, Periconiaceae.